AACAUACUAAUUGAAAAGCCUAAUGCUAGUGCUCUAACAGCGUUCCGCCGCCCGCCCUAACUGCGUGCCUGGGCGGACGCGGCGCCCCUGUCGCCCGCGCCGCAGUCGCGCGCCGGCCGUCGCCGCGAGCCCGUGUGUGUCUGUGUGUGCUCUGUGUGUGCUGUGCUGUGUGUGCUUGGAUUUUAUGACGUAAGUUUCGUCAUAUCAUAACGUACUGACAAACACGAGAAAAUACAUCAAGCGACGUAUUUGUGACGAGGUCCAAGAUCAACACAACAAAAAUCUUCUAAAAGUCCCUUGAAACUGAGCUGUGACGUCAUGAAGAAGAUGAGGAUACCGGUGUAGCUGAGCGUUAAACUAUGAACGUGCACACGGUCUAGCCAUGACGAUGGCUUUUCUAUUCGGGGCGCUGGGAGCUUUAGCCCUCGUCAGUCGCACGGGUUGCACAGACAACACCAACGGGGUGGACGCGGGGCAGGAGAUAGAGUACACAGACGUGGAGCUGGGGGUCACGCAGAGAGGGCCGCACUUCGACGUGGCGUACUCCAGGAACGUCACGGCGCUGGUCGGCAAGACCGCGCAGCUGAACUGCAGGGUGCAUGACCUUGGGAACAGAACCGUCUCAUGGAUCAGGCAUCGUGACAUACACCUGCUGACGUCAGGCAGGAUGACGUACACGUCCGACCAGAGGUUCAUCAGUGUCCACAACCCACACACGGAGGAUUGGAUAUUGAAGAUAAGGUUCCCGCAGCGCCGCGACUCGGGCAUCUACGAGUGCCAAGUCGGCACCACGCCACCCAUCGGUCACCGGAUGCACCUCUCCGUUGUCGAGCCGCUGACAACAAUCCUGGGGGGACCGGAGCUGUUCAUCAACAUGGGCAGCACCAUCAACCUCACGUGCGUGGUGCAGCACUCGCCGGAGCCGCCGCCCGCGAUACGUUGGACUCACAACGAUGAGGAAAUAAACUACGACUCACCUCGCGGGGGUGUGUCGGUCAUCACGGAGAAGGGCGAGAUGACCACUUCCCAUCUGCUGGUGCAGAAGGCCCGCGCGCCUGAUUCCGGCCGGUACACGUGCGCGCCGGCCAACGCCAACCCUAGAUCUGUACUCGUCCAUGUACUAAGUGGUGAGCAUCCAGCGGCGAUGCAGCACGGCGGCCAGCUGCGCCUGCAGUACCCGCUCUCUGCCGCACUGCUCAGUGUCAUCGUCACGCUGAUGGGCUGCUAGUACAAUUUAACCUAGGUUUAACUGCGGGUUUGUGCAACAGUUUGAGGAACCGAGACUAACUGCUACAGCACUAUGCAACGCGUAAUAAUUGGCUACUUGAAACAUUUCGGAUAAAUAUUUUUUUAGGCUUUGUUUAUACCUCUUACAAUCAUCUUUCUUCUAAAAAAUGAAAAAUAAUUUGUAUUUAUCAAUUAAUUUGUAAAACACGUGAAAAUAGCUGGCACGUGACAUGUGUGUGCUAUGACGUCAUAUUUUAUUAAACUACUAUACGACGUUCUAACUCUUAUGCGUGCUACUUAACUGAAUUGUUGUAAUUAAAUAAUAAUGUCAAAGCUGACACAUAUUACGUGAGCAGCUGUUUAAGGUUUGUAAGUCACAGAUAAAAAUAUCAAGUUUAUUAUGCAAAAAUAAAAUACUUAAAAUUUAUUGCUUGAAAAAUAUUGUACAAUUAUUAUUGUUUACCUAUAAGCCAUAAUAACCAACGCAUUUCAUAUAUUAUCAUUACAACAGUCAAGAAGCCAAUUGUGGGUCAGGCGAGACUGCCCUAUAAGUUUAAAAUCUUAAUUAAAUUUGUAUGUGAAUUGGAUUGGGAUGGACUCUUACAUUUUUCGGAAUUUUUAAGAAGUUAGUACCUACAUAGGAUAACACACGUAAAAAGCAUUUAUUUUGAUCUCAUUAUAAUCUACUAAAAUUCACUAAAUUCCUAAAAAGUCUUGAGUCUAAUUUCCAAUCCCUAGUUUCAAGAAGAAUGAUUAUAAUUGACUGACGCUGCCAUAAGUAAGUUAACUAAUAAUUUGUUUUAGUUUUUACAUUGUUAAAGGGUUUUGUCAUCUAGACAGUAUCUAAUGGUUACUAGCUAAUGAAAAGGUUACUCAAAUCUUACUGUUGCAUGAAACCGGCCGUUUUGUAUAAUUGAAGUACAUUAUUAUAUAUUUUGUCAGGCGUAUUAAAGCUAGAUGCAGACUGCGGCUAACACCGCAGGGCUAAAACCGCGCGGUAUUUUGAUGUGUAUCUUUUUAUGAACAAAGUUCACUAGAAAUGCAUUGGGUAUACGUUCAUUAGCAGAUUCUAAAUCUGUUAAUGAACGUGAAUCCAUACGGGUAACAGGGACCGCAAGUGGAUUAGCGGUUUAUUUUGUUUAUUACUGAUUUAAAAAUACGGUUAAAACUCACGUGACUUUCAUUGGAAUAUAUGCGACUUGUUUCGAACAGGAAAUUCUAAUCGUUUUUCUUUUUCGGAAUUAUGAAAACACUCGCGAUAGUUUACACUUUCAGUUUUCAGUGACCGUAGUACAGAAUAUGGCUUACUGCAGAUUUUUACGUGUGGUUACUCGAUUAAACUCACCUAUAUUAGUUAUCAGCCUAACUGAUAGCCACAGUACCUUCUUAUAAUAUAAAUUCCUCAUUCAAAAAAAUCCGUCUUUUUUGUAAAAUUGCUAAUUACAAAUUGAAGGCCAUUUUUUAAAUCGUUCCCUCAAUUAGCUGAAGGUCAGAUGGGGAUACGGAGAUCUCACUACUUACCCGAAUCACUUUACGUUGGGAAAUUAAAUUCCCUAGUCCUGGGUUAUAGCCUUGUACGAUGGCGUGCUGACGGCCUGGUAUAUGUAAAAAAAAAAUAUUAUUUAUAUUUUACAAAAAAAAUCUAAAUCUGUUAUAAUCUAGAAUAAAAUAACAAAUAACUUAUCAAUUGUGAUGUGACUUUUGCAGUGCGGUGUUAUCCGUAAUGUACGCUAGCCUUAAUUGUAUUCGAUUAUUAUAAAUUGAAAUAAUUAUUAUUAAUAAUUAAUUAAACAAAUCCUGUAAUUAUGUAGUAUUUUAAUAUUACAACUUAUUAAAAGACAUGUUCAUAGAAAAAAUAAAAAUUUGUACAGUGAGUGGUAAGUAUGAUAUUUCAUAAUAUAGCAUUUAUUAUAAUAAUAAUAUAAAAUUUUGCUCGCAACUUUGCUAGCAUGACCGGUGUUCAUUUUAAUUUUUACAUACGAAAAAAAGAAGAAAAUAGUUGAAAAAAACCCACUUCUAUAAUUAUUUCUAUGGAAAGUUUAAUUUACGUUUAAUUAUAUUUAUUUCAACAGCACGGAUCAUAAUUAUUAUAAAACAAGAGUUAAGUAUUAUUCAUUGUAUCAAUAAAUAAUAAUUUAACCGGAUAUUUUAAUUAUAUACUUAAAGAACAUUUUUUAAAUUGAAUUAUAGCAAAAUUUUAGCAAAAUGCCGAUAGUGAUCUCUUCCAAGCUACCUAACUUGAAGGAACAUUAUAUUUCCUCACUCCAAUAAACUUUAACCAUUUUAUGUCAAAUUGCAAAUUUGGAAGACAAUUUUUUAAAUCUCGUUCUCUCCGAAAGUCAGAUGGGGACCGUAGUUACGCUAUGCGAAAAAUUGCAAAUGUAAGAAAUACGCCUUCUUUUUCAGGAAUAAACAGUAUGAUAUUCCUUUUUUAACCGACUUCAAAAAAGAGGAGGAGGUUUCUCAAUUCGACCGUAUAUAUAUUAUUAACUUCGUCAUUUAUAGACCAAUUUGGAAAAUUCUUUUUUUGUACCACUGACAAUGUGAUUGUUUAUUUUGAUAAUGUUGAAAAUUUAUUUCAUAAAAGCGCAAUAAACGAAUUUCAUUUAGGAAAGUUACCUUAAAUAAUAUUUAAAAAUAAUAUAUUGGUAUUUAUUAUAACUAUUAUUAUAGCGCGGUAUUUGCUUGAUUCGCUCUAUUUGAUUGACAAAUAUUUCCUGCUUGUUGAGUAAACAGUUUAUUCAAAUUUCAUGCAAAUGCAAAUUAAGCUACAUUAAUGUUUUUGUGGCAUUAAUUUAUAGUGAAUGACUUUAUAUUAUGCAUGUUAUGAAAAUUUUCAAACUAAACUAAAUUUGAAUUUAAUUUCAUUUAUUUCAAGAAGACCUUGUUUAGAAGUACGUUAAACUUCAAGUCUUUUGUAAGAUUUUGGCAGAUUAUACUGAGAUAUAAAAAGUAUUGGGGUAAAGGCAGCUGCGUAUUUAUAUAAUUGCAAAAGUCCUAACAAAAUAAUUUAUGUUAGGUAGAUUAAGAAAUAAAUAUUACUUACUGGAAAAACAUUUGUGGUUUAACUCAGGAAAUAAGAGGACAUACAAAAAUAUAUUUCACAUAAAAAAAAAGAAACAGUCCGCCUGAACAGUACUUGGUGGCUGUUUAGAUUUUUUUAAUGAGAAAUAUAUAAAAACUUCAAUAUAUUAAUAAUAAUUAACAAUCCAAACAACAAUCCAGGCAAGUUAUAUUUAAAGAAACUCAUUAAUGUCUUUCAUUAUUAUUGUUCUGUUAGAUAAUGUUAUCGUCGAUGAGACAGCAAAGAGCUGGUUAUUAUUUUUUCAAUUGGGAGAUUUUUUUUCCAGUGAUGUAAGUAGAUGCGAAAUGUACAAAAUCUUUUUAAUUUACUUUUACAUUGGUAAGCAAUUGAUAGAACGUGGCCAAAAGAUAUCGCGUCUCCUUAUUUAUGGGAUGUAUACAUUUUAUCUUUUAUAUUUUGAAUUCACGCCAACUCAAUUCCGAAACUUAUAUUUAUUGAUGUUUACAGAUAUUUGUUUCAUAUUUUCGGAGUUUGGACUGAAGAUAAAAUGGACAAGAGUUCUUUUCAAUAAAUUGACAAAGCCUUUGUAGUGAAAAACAUAUUUUCUUUGUGAAGAAAGGUGCAAACAGUUUGAAAGCCUGUUUGUAUUUAGGUAAAUAGGUCAAUAAAUUGUUAUAUAAAAGAAGUUGAGUAUUGAAAAUCACUUGGAGUUUUAUGAGUUUAAUAAUUACAUAAUCUUAAAUCUUUUGUGGAAAAGCUACUUACACAAGAGCAUGGUUUGUAAUGGUAUCUUGAUUUGUAAAUAAAUAAGUAAGUCUGAAGAAAAAACGAUUAAAAUUCAUAUUUUGAUGUUGAUUGUCGAUGUGUGUAUUGUCGUAUUAUAUUUGAAAUUGAUUUUUCAGUUUUCAAUGAAACUAUUAACAAAAAAUCAUCUGUCUACUAUGUAACAAAAACCUGGGAAAUAUUAUACUUCCCAAAUUGAGACGUAAGUUAUGAUAUCUUUUACAUGCAUAUGAGGCAAAUGCAACACUGCUCGAAAAAAAGCUAAUGAGGGCUUAGUUCAUUCGCACGAGAGUUUUUUACGGACUUUAAAAAAGCGUUCAAAUACAACAAAUGCAUUCCCAAGUAUAUGUUCACACGACAGCGUUUUUAAAACGCGACGCUUUUUUACGACCAGCGUUGAAAAUAGACCUUCAUUUAACUUCAUACUAUAUUUGUACGCUUUUUUAACGUCCGUUAAAAAAAUCGUGCAAAUGGGGCUUACGCCUCAAGUCGAUGAGCUCUGGUAUUCAUAACACCAAGUGACCCAUUCUCAUGAAUCUACUAUAAAAAACACGUACUACCCUCUACUCUACUGUACUUAUGCUGUAUUGUACAGUAUUUAUACUGUGCCGAAUAAGACAAAUGCUUGAAAAACAUAAGUCGUGCAAAAUAACGCGUCAAAUAUAUUUCAAUAUCGCAGUCUCGACCGAUGCGGAUUCCAAUUUGGCGGAGCUCUUUAGAAUCCAUCAACUGGAGUGCUAUAAAAGAAAGAUUGAAAAAGACAAUCGAGGGUCUCUCGUUAAAAAGCCGUCGAAACCUCUCCACGAGGCCGUGUCAAGGCUUUUCGGUCAGAUUUCCAAGUAUUCGGUACCCGUGGACAUUGAUAACACCUAGAUACUCCGCUCACAGAAAUCAAAAGCUAUUUAAAAUUUAUGAGGAAUAUUUUUAACAAAGAAUGAAAUAUAUACUUAUUCUUAAGAACAAAUUACAUUAUUUGCAUACAUAUAUACAAUGCACACAAUUUAUACUAAUAUUAUAAAGCUGAAGAGUUUGUUUGUUUGCUUGAACGCACUAAUCUCAGGAACUAUUGUGAGGAAAAAUUCUUUCAGUGUUAGAUAGCCCAAUUAGCAAGGAAGGUUAUAUAUUAUCCCUGUAAUCCUACGGGAAAGGGAACAGCGCGUGUGAAACCGUGCGGCGUCAGCUAGUAAUUUUAUUGAACAAACAGUAGUAUAAAAUGUGAAGGUUUUUUAAUGUUAAAUAGGCUUGCGUUUGAUUACAAUCAUGCCUAAAUGAAAGCAACGAUGAUGUUUAUAUCAGGAUCUUGAAAAUGAUGAAAUUAUACUAGAUUAUUAUUCAGAAACACUUUAAAUACUUUUGAUUUUACUUGAAAUAAGCAGAAUUGAAUUGAAUUAAGAAAUCAAAUAAAUACACACUUCAAAUUUUAUUUCAAAAAAAGUACAUUAAGUAACGUAUCCGUAUUUAGAUACCUAUAUAAUUUUCACAUUUUUCACAAAUUGCAAAAAAAAAAUUUUGUUUUGUUUAUAAUAGGUAUACGUAUUCUAGAAGUUAGUACAUCGACGUCAGCACCCAAUGUUUUAUGUAUUGUCGUUUAUUCCAAAGGUCAGGCGACCACAGUAGAGGUCACAACGCCGAGGGAAUUUAAGUUUUACGUUCCAACAGAACCGUUAUUUGUUCUCGUAUAGUUUGAUACUAGUUUGAUCUUCAAUUAUCAGGUCGAGGUUUUACACGUGGCGUGUUUUAUGCGUCGUGUGUACGAGGUUUAACAUUAGGAUUUUGUAGACGUGGAUUGAUGACCGACGGACUAAAAACCAAGAACAUAAAAUUAUUAUUUUUAUUCUUUAGUUUAUAGUAAAAUAUGGUAAUUUAGUUUAUUUGUUUGACUUCCAGAGAGUUGAGUUUUACAGACUUGAAACUUAGAUGUGAAAAUAUAAAUUGUGUUUGCAUUUUUAAAACAUUAUAAAAACUGUAUUCAUGUAAUUAAGAGUGAGGUUCAAAAAUAAAUUAGGUAAAUAUUGAGUUAAACUCAGUAGUAACUCGUAAAUGGGUGAUAUCGAAUAUAGAUUUCGUGUUGCAUAAAAGUCAACAUAGUAACGGAUGUUAUCCAAAAUGGAUGCAUUAAUAUUAUGUUCAGCUUUAAGCAAGUACAGUUGAAAUUCUAAUUAAUAUAAUGAAUUAUGUAAAUAUUAAUUAUUAUUUAUUAAUAAUACUAUGCAUGUUAUGCACGUAGACCAAACUAUGUUAAUUAGGUUGGAUCGGCAAAUUGAUAAAGGAUUAAUAUGUUAAUUAUAAACUGUAAUUAUAAUUAUUACAAAUAUUUUAGCUAAAUAAGUUAGUAUUUUUUAUAGUCUAAGAGAACACUGCAUUGUACACAUUUGUGAAUGUGACGUGGGUGUGGACUAUUUGAAUUGUAACUGUAAGUAAACUCUGUGGUGACACAAGUACAUUUUACAUUUCAAAUUACUGUACAAUAUAUAAAAAUAAGAAGGUCUCUAUCUAAAAACUAUUUUAUGUAAAACAUUAUUUCAUCUAAUUGGACAGGAAAUUAUUGGAUUAUGAAAUUACAUUAAAAUAUUAUGAGACCCAAGGAGAUUAUAACCGGACUAAGCAUCGAAGGUAUUCAUGGUAUUCAUUUGGGUUUAGUGUCGUAUUUAUGUUUACCUACUCACUAAAGUCGUCAUAAUCAUGUUUAAAUAUAUUUAUAAGUUUGUUAUAAAGUUAUUUAUGUAAAUCAGAAUACCAAAAUCCUUUCACGUGUCAAACCUCACAGUAAUAAGAGGGAAUCCUUUUGGGUCAGUCGCAGUCCAUUUGGGAUUAAAAUACUUGAAAAGAUCACGAAAAUUGACACGUCCUUUUACGCAAAUUGUAAAGGUCUGGUAAACGUCGUGCCCCUAGAGAGGUGACCGUCCGGCCUCCACGAAAAGAAAAUAAAAUUUCGUUAAGGAUUUCGGGACGUCCCGAUUUUGGUCCCUGUGGGGAUUAUCAACAUAAAUUAUUAUAACAUAGUGUCAAUACCCAUGGUUAUAGUUCUGACCUUUAUGUAAUGAAGGAAAAUUGGAUAUACAUUUUUCUUUGUAUUAGUGUCCAUAAACUUGUGUUUUCAAUAUUAUUAAUGUAAUUUGACUCGAUUUUGAUUACUAUCUUUUUACUUACGUGAAAGUGUAUUUUUUUAGAAUCAGAUAAAUUUCAUUUUGUCAUUUAUGACUCAAUACGAUAUUGUUACAUGACUUACUAAACUAAAAUUUGCUGGCUAGUGUUAAAAAAAAGUCAACAUUAUUUACACCAACUUGUACAAGUGUAAACAAUAAAUGUUGACUUUAUUGUUUCCGGGUACUUUAUCGACUUUUUGAGGAUCUACUUUCGUGGUAAUUUAAUUUUUGACUUUCUUUUCAUCAUCAAUGACAGAAAUAUACUUUAUUAAAUUAUAUAAGCGUUUUUCACUCGCCUCGUCAGGUGAUCAUCGAGUUUUAUUCAGUCAAGUAGCGCAGAGGUAAAUCAUUCACUCAAUAUAUGUUGAUGGAAAAUAUUGGGAACAUAAUUAUUAUGAAUAUUAUUUUGAUCUAAUUGCGCUAGACGGAUCAAGUAAGGCAACUGUAAAAUAAACGCGGCAGUGGAACUUGUUUUUAAUUCUCGUAUUACAAUUUCAAUUGUUUGUAGUAUGAACUGCCCUUUAUAAAAUAGUUAAAAAGUUGUAUAUUUGCGAUUGAAAAUGAUUUUAAUCUGUUUUAGCAGAAAUGGACAAUCAACUUUAAUUUAUUUAAGAAUAUUGUUUGUAAAAUAAUAAUUAAACUUAAUUUUACGUUAAAUUUUCCCCUACGUGAAUUUGGUCCAUGAAAUAAACCGUUAAACAUAAGUACCACUAGCUCCUAGACUAUAAUAUUGUAAUGAAGUUCUGAUAUUACAAAAUAGUUAUUUGUAAUUAAUAACAUAAAAUUAAGUAUAGAUUUUAAGGUUGUAAGUACUUAAUUAAAAUUACGAUUAAUUAAUUUAAUUUGUUUUUAAUAUAAAUUCUGAUGGAAAGGAGGUUGUGUAAAUAGGUAACGUUUGAGAUGUUAUUUAAGUAAAUAAACUUAUUGAUCGUCAA
Bicyclus anynana (squinting bush brown) is the source of this 9116-nucleotide messenger RNA. Its product is annotated as zwei Ig domain protein zig-8-like. The record is from RefSeq and is a predicted model, not a curated record. Gene Ontology annotation, biological process: synapse organization. NCBI's taxonomy places the organism in Eukaryota, Metazoa, Arthropoda, Insecta, Lepidoptera, Nymphalidae. The transcript is spliced from 10 exons. The coding region runs from base 383 to 1228 and encodes 281 amino acids. Gene Ontology annotation, cellular component: neuron projection membrane.